Molecule: messenger RNA, 1388 nt
Organism: Plutella xylostella (diamondback moth)
Lineage: Eukaryota; Metazoa; Arthropoda; Insecta; Lepidoptera; Plutellidae
Source: RefSeq, a predicted model, not a curated record
AAACUUGGCAUAUGAGCCUGUCCAGACGGAGCGUUUUGCGCGCGUAAGCUCUCGCGCGUUUCAAUUUAUGUUGCGUCCAGAUGCUGCGUUUUACGCGCGUUGCUACGCGCGGUGUCUGGCGGACGGAUUCAGCCAGUUUUAAAAAUGGAGCCUCUCACAGCGGUUGUGUUGUGGCUUGCGUACCGUCGAUGGAAACGUCGUAAACGUAGAGAAAGUCGAAGAUUUAACGUGCAUCCAAUUCUACGAGACAGAAUGACGCAAAGUAUGUUUAUAACAUUAUACCCAAAGCUGAGAGAACACAACGAAAAGUUUUUCAAUUACUUCCGGAUGUCAGUAACAUCGUUCGAUGAUUUGCUAAAACUUAUACAAGAUGAUUUGACACCCAACAGAAUCUAUGUGCUAAAGGAUACUGUUUCUGCCGAAGAAAAACUCGUGAUUACUUUGAGAUAUUUGGCUACAGGAUGUUAUUUUGCGGACUUGCAUUAUGCCUACAGAUUGGGAAAGUCGACAAUUAUCGAAAUAGUACAGAAAACUUGUUACGUCAUAUGGCUAAAACUGCAAAAUAUAGUGAUGAGGGAACCUACGAAAGCAGAAUGGGAAGAGAUUUCAAAACAAUUCCAAAAGUAUACACAUUUUCCAAAUUGUAUCGGCGCCGUAGAUGGCAAGCAUUUCCGUAUCAUAAAGCCUGACCAUUCUGGGUCUCUUUUCUAUAACUAUAAGAAUUAUUUUUCAACUGUUUUAUUGGCUGUAUGCGAUGCAAAUUAUUGUUUUAUUUCUGUAGAUAUCGGCGCAUAUGGCAAAAGUAGUGACUCCACAAUUUUCAAAGACUCCGUUUUGUAUAAAAAACUUGUCGACAAAACUUUAGAUAUUCCAGACCCAAAGCCAAUAUCGCAAACAGAUACAACUCCCUUGCCACACGUGAUUGUAGGUGAUGAGGCGUUUGGUCUAUCUGAAAACGUAAUGCGCCCUUAUUGCGGUAAAUCUCUAACAACCAAAAAAAGAAUUUUCAACUAUCGCCUAUCCAGAGCCCGGCGUUACAUUGAAUGUUCCUUUGGUAUUUUGGUAAAUAAAUGGAGAAUAUUUCAUAGACCAUUAAAUGUUGACAUUGAGUUUGCAGAAAACAUCAUUAAAGCUUGUUGUGUCCUUCAUAAUUACGUAAGGUUAAGAGAUGGUUAUAGAUAUGAUGACACUCUGUACGAAACUUCCCUAAAUAGUUUGAACUGUGAGGCAGUGAGGCCUAAUGCGAGAUCUAAGAAUAUAAGAGACAGAUUCGCUGAUUAUUUUGUAAAUGAAGGGAAAAUCCCUUGGCAAGACAAGAUGGUAUAGUAGUUUGUAGUAGCCUACGUAGUUUAAGAAAUAAUCUUAUUAAAUAAAGUAAUUGUCACUUA